Molecule: messenger RNA, 990 nt
Organism: Acanthoscelides obtectus
Lineage: Eukaryota; Metazoa; Arthropoda; Insecta; Coleoptera; Chrysomelidae
Source: the annotation of a GenBank genome assembly
AUGGACGUGGAUGCCACCCUUCUGCUGCUCAACCACACACACCACUUCGCUCCCACGUUCUACAGCAGAAACCACGCCGAUUUUACCCCAACGCUGCUCGUCGAAAACCUCUCCGAUCCUGAGGUGAACAUCACUAGGUCGCUGUCUAGGCUUACUUCGCCGUGGGCGGUCACCAUAGCCGUGCUCUUGGUGUUCCUUUUCUCCCCGAUGAUCCUGAUAGGCAACUCCCUCUUUCUGGUGGCCAUGUGUCGUUUCAAGCGACUGCGCACUCCUAGCAACUACCUCUUCAUGUCUCUGGCGACCUCUGACCUGGGUAUCGGGAUGUACAUGCCUGUAGGAAUGUAUCUAGAACUUGGAGGAUGGGCACAGCACUUUACUAGCGUGAGGGUGUGUCUCUUUAGUUAUGGGGUUGUUAUCACCCUCUGCUGUGUGUCAGUGCUUGUCAUGGUAGCUAUUGCUGUGGACAGGUUCACCUCGCUCGCAAAGCCGCUCAGGUACAACAACUUAAUUACCCACUCAGCCGUAGAAAGAUACAUUGUUGUAUUUUGGGCGUACUCUAGCCUGGUGGGAUUUACUCCCUUGGGAUAUUCUGUUGUCGAGCAACCGGAUCAGAGAGUUGAAGACUGCUCAUUUAGCCACAUAGUGGCCAAGCCCGUGCAACUGUUCAUGUUCUGCGCUGUAUACGGUCCCAGCGUACUGGUGUUGCUCGCCUGCUACGGCUACGUGUACCUAGUGGCCAGGGGCCAUGCGAGGGCCAUCAGGCAUGAGGCCAGGCAUUCCAGUAUGCAUCAUCGAGUUCCUCAUCAUAGGCAUGUGCAUGGACAGCAUGUUGCGCAUCAUCAUCAAGCCAAGUAUGGUUUGGCAUUGGCCAUUACUGCUGGGAUGUUUCUUGUGCUGUGGGCACCCUUCCAGGUAGGUUAUGGUUUUGAAGAUAAUCUAAUAUCCACACAAGAAACAGAUAUUGUUCUAGUACAGUAUUGUGCUGUUUAG